AGCUGGGUGGGGUCGUAUUUCGGGACCUUUUUCAAAAUCAAAGCUCCGCCUUCUCUCUCUCUCUCUCCUUGUUGCUUUUAUUCGUCCCCUCGUCCAAAAGCAAACUCCUCCGCCCCCUCCGCCACCCACCCACCCACCUAAUUAAUCCAAACCCCACCGCCACCGCUUCCUUCAUCUCAUCCAUUUUCGCCGCCUUUACGACCUAGAUCAUCUCCAUCUCACACAGGCACUCAAUUUUCACCUCUCCUGGAAAUCUUUCAAAAACCAACCCCUCAAUCCUGUAACCCUAACCCUAGAACGUACGGCCGGGAUCGCCUCGAUCUUUUCCAAUUCUGUCAUCCUACGGGAGAAUUUCCAAAGGAGGUAUUAAUUUUUUGCAUUUCUUUGGAUUCUUCUCACGUUGUAGUUGGAAACCCUGAAAAGCCAAAAGAGGUUAAUUUACAAUUAUGGCUGAUAAUCGUGACGAGAAAUCGGGAGUCUCUGGAAACCCCAAUAACAAAUCUUCGAUGUACAAUCGAUCAAUUACCCUAACGUCCAGCGAAUUCGCGAAAAGGUCCUACCUUUACAAUUCCUCCCUGAGUCCCCUCGAGCGCAGCGGCUCGAUCAAGAAACUCUACAACUCGUCGAUCUCGUCGUUCGUGUCGGCCGUUUCGUCCGGGAACUCGAUCAAAGGGAAGGUGAAACAGCUCUGCAGCGUGUUUGAGUCUUCGAAAAAAAAACCUCCCUUGGCCGAACCACCGCCCCCGCAAUCGCAACUUCCGUCGUUGAAGCCGGCGAAAUCAUUGGGUUGUUCGGAUUCUAAGGUUUCUUCAUGUUGUGAAAAUUCGGGGAUACGGUUACAGGGUACCGAGGACCGAGUGGUGGUGUAUUUCACUAGUUUACGAGGGAUUCGGAGGACGUUUGAGGAUUGCUGUGCUGUGAGGAUGAUAAUCAGAGGGUUUAGGGUUAUUGUCGAUGAGCGCGACAUUUCGAUGGACUCGGCGUAUAGGAAAGAGUUGCAGGGUGUUUUAGGUGAGAAGAAUGUGAAUUUGCCCCAAGUUUUUAUCAGAGGGAAGUACAUUGGAGGUGCCGAUGUGAUCAAACAGCUCCAUGAGGUUGGUGAGUUGGCCAAGAUGCUUAAGGGGCUCCCUGUUCGGGCACCUGGGUACGUGUGCGAGGGAUGUGGGGAUGUUAGGUUCAUUCCCUGCUCGGAGUGUAGUGGAAGCAGGAAGAUUUAUGAUGAGGAUGAAGACCAGUUGAAGAGGUGCUUGGAGUGCAAUGAAAAUGGGUUGAUUCGGUGCCCGGCUUGUUGCUCUUGAAUGCAGUUGCUUAUGUACAAUAAGUUGCUAUUGGACGCGUAUUAGGUUCGUAUAUUCUGCUGUUGUUGUGUGAUAUCAUGUGAUUUGAGUCUGCCUAUAGCUUGGAUUCAAACUCUCAUUGGAGUGAAGUUGUAAUUUUGUUGCUUGGAGAUUGAUAUGGAUCCUCUCUGAGCAACUUAACUAAAUAAACUUUAGUCGAAGCGACUUGUUGUGUACAUAUGGUUUGUAAACAUUAUACCUUGGAGAAUGUCUCUCCAUCUUCUUUUGAUUGUAAAUUCCUUCUUUUAUGUAUUAGUAAGGUUUGUUGCAACGAUGCUCAAGUGUAACCUAUAUGUGCUGCAUAAUUUUUGCAGCCUCUGUUGAAAUUUGGCGAGUAUUGUAACGAUGCUUCUGCUUGGGUUUGUUUUGGUUA
Molecule: messenger RNA, 1710 nt
Organism: Rhododendron vialii
Lineage: Eukaryota; Viridiplantae; Streptophyta; Magnoliopsida; Ericales; Ericaceae
Exons: 1
Coding region: 447-1298 (283 amino acids)
Source: RefSeq, a predicted model, not a curated record